Diaporthe amygdali is the source of this 4497-nucleotide messenger RNA. RefSeq lists its product as uncharacterized. Gene Ontology annotation, molecular function: phosphopantetheine binding. The record is from RefSeq and is a predicted model, not a curated record. NCBI's taxonomy places the organism in Eukaryota, Fungi, Ascomycota, Sordariomycetes, Diaporthales, Diaporthaceae. Gene Ontology annotation, cellular component: membrane. The coding region runs from base 1 to 4497 and encodes 1498 amino acids. The transcript has 13 exons.
AUGAACGAGUGGAAGCGGCUUGAUGACCUCAUCGACUGCCCUGACUUCUGGCUCGGCCCGCAACUUGCUGCUGUGAUCGUCUUUGCCACCGCCGUACACUCUGCACACACUGCUUUUGCCUUGAUAUGUACCAGGCUCAUCGUCGAGAGAGGUCUGGUACGCUUGGCAGUGUCAGCAGAUGGCAUACGGAGGACAUACAUGGCAUUCGACUCAACCGCCCGUGAUCCGGACCCCCACAACACCACGACGCCCGCGCCCACAACCUCCGACCCCGCCAAACGGAGCAGCCUUCAAAUGCUCAAGAGGGUGCGGUUCCACGUCCAUGACUGGAGCCAAGACUCAUCUCAGGCAGGCAAUAUGGCCCAAGCAGAGACACACCUCAACUACUUUACAUGCACCCUCGGCGAGGCGGCUACAUGGAACGCAGAACACCCUCAUCCCUUCCACACAGUCAACCACCUCAUAGAUGAGCAGGCAAAGGAUCAAGGACAAAGACCGGCCGUCAAUUUCCCAGGCGGAUGCGCUGCUGAAGAUGGCCGGGAGAUGAAGUCAGAUUUCACUUAUCGAGAACUCAAGACAUAUUCCAUCGCUACUGCAGCCCGUCUGCGUCGGAGGCUACAGAUUUCAAAUCGAAAUGGCUCAGGCACCGCCGGCCUGCUCUGCUCCAGCACCCCUGAGUUCAUCCUGACCUGGCUGGGUCUCAUGCGGUUGGGCAUAUCCGUCAUGCUCCUGGCGAAUUACGACAAGGCUAAGACCCUGAAGGAUGGCAGCAUGGCCAUCAACAUCAGCAACGUCCUGUACAAUCUCAAGGCUGACCAGCAUCCGACUGACGUCCCUUCACCUGUCAAAUCGGGUGAUAUAGCAUACCUCUUCCAUACUUCAGGCACCUCUUCCGGUCUUCCGAAGCCUAUACCGCAGUCUCAUUAUGCCGCAGUCGGUGUCCUUCCUCGUCUUCCCGGUGGCAGCAGCGCCGCCACAUUUUCGACGACCCCUUUGUACCACGGUGGUAUCGCUGACUGUUUCCGCGCAUGGGCGAGCGGAGCCACUAUUCACCUCUUUCCGGGCACCCAGCCCAUCACAGCCACUAAUGUCCAACGGGCUGUCAAUCGCGCUGACAGCUAUCUCGCCAACGCAUGCCCAGUCAAGUACUUCACCAGCGUUCCAUACAUCCUUCAGAUGCUUGGCGGCGACCCAGCCGAUCCUGAAGGUGACUCCGGACUUCAGCUGCUGCAAGACAUGGACAUGGUCGGUGUAGGUGGAGCUGCUCUGCCACCGUCUGUUGGCGACCACCUCGCUGCCAAAAACGUGAAGCUGGUCUCCCGCUUCGGAAGUGCAGAGUGUGGCUUUCUGCUUUCCUCGCACCGGGACUACAGCGCUGAUCGCGAAUGGUCCUUUCUCCGUGCCGAUCCGCUCCUGCAGCCGGACUUUUACGCUUUUGAACCUCAAGCUACAGAAGAUGGCGAACCGUCACUUUUCGAGUUUGUCGUGAAGCCCAAAUGGCCUCAUCGUGGCAAGACUAAUCGCCCCGAUGGCUCCUUUGCCACUUCGGAUUUGUUCGAACGGCAUCCAACGAUUCCAAACGCUUGGCGGUAUCACAGCCGGGCAGACGCGCAAAUUACGCUUUUGAAUGGCAAGAAAUUCGAUCCGGCCCCAGUGGAGGGCGAGCUUCUCGCGUCAGAAGUGGGAAAGAGGCUAUUGAGCGAUGUCAUGAUUUUUGGAACUGGCCGAGAAGCUCCUGGAAUCUUACUAUUUCCUAAGUCGGGGACUAAUCACGCCAGUGACGAUCAGAUCAUCGAGAAGGUGUGGCCGACUGUCGAACAGAUGAACGAGGAAACUCAGAGCCAUGCAAGACUGGCUAGAAGCAGCAUGAUUGUCGUCAAGAGGGAUCGUGGCGAGACGCCGCAGCUUCCCAAGAGCAGCAAGGGCACAAUUUUGAGAGGACAGGCCGAGCAGAUGUUUGCACAGGACAUCGAGGAGUCAGGCAACCAUUAUCCAGAGUUGAACGGCAAGAGGAAAAAGAUACCCGACAGUAAAGUCAUGGAUGAAUUGAGCCACCUCUUUGACCAUGUUUUGGGCAGACACAUUGACCCCAAGGCCGACCUUUUCGCACAAGGCGUGGAUUCUCUCGCAUGCUCGCAGCUUAGGAAGUCCAUCUCUAAGGCAUUCUUCAUCGACUCCGAGGUAACUUUACCGCUCAACGUUAUAUAUGACCAAGGCUCGAUAGAACGCAUAUCGAAGUACGUCCUCCGAUGCCGAAUUUCCGGCGCCGCAAUCCCAGAUGGCCUGAAUGAGGAGGACCCGGACGAGCAGCUCAUGUUGGACCUGGUGGAAAAGUACCGACGUGAGAUACAAUCACCAGCCGGCUCAUUUGACCUACACAAGGAUCGCGUGGUUGUUCUCACUGGCGCAACUGGGGCUCUGGGAGCGCAUAUUCUGGAGCUGUUGCUCCACGAUUCGAAUGUGUCGCGAGUCUAUUGCCUCGUACGAGCUGCAAGCCCUGUGCAAGCAAGCGAGAGGGUAUCAAAAUCACUGGAAUCGCGCGACUUAGCAAUGCCCUCCAGCGAGGUCGGUAAGGACUCCAAGCUGGUCUGCCUCCCAUGUAGCCUCCAAAGCGACAAGCUCGGCCUCUCAGGCUCCGAAUGGGAAAGGCUGGCCGGCGAGGCAACGCUGAUCAUCCACUCGGCGUGGUCUGUAAACUUUAGCCUCAAGCUCAGGUCAUUCUACGACCAACUCACGGGUCUAGCCAACCUCCUGCAGUUGCGCAAUGCCACACGCAGCUCCGCGGCCCGGCUCGUCUUCAUCUCAUCUACGGCCUCCGUGACAUCCGCCGCCAAGGGCGAUCGCCCCAUCAGCGAGACGCUCAGCUCCGACCCGGACGAUGCCUCGCCUCUGGGAUACUCGCGGUCGAAGUGGGUGGCAGAGAAUAUUCUCGCCUCAGCCCGAGUGAGCGGCCGAUUCGCGACGCCAGAUUCGAUAAGCACCUCGGGUCUCCCCUCGCCCGGGAUUGCAGAGGAGAAGACCCCGAUCAUCAUCGUCCGGGUUGGCCAGCUCUGCGGCAACUCCAGGACCGGCGCCUGGAACGCCACAGAGGCCUACCCGAUCAUGCUCUCAUCCGCACGCAUAUCUGGCUGCCUGCCUGACUUACCUGGCGAGGCCCUCAGCUGGCUGCCCGUCGAUAUCGCAGCUCGUUCGGUGCUGGAGAUCUCUGCAUCACCGUCGGGCCCGCCGGAACCCCCUCGGACGUCCGCCCAGCGCUUCUCGCAGUCGCGUUCGCAGCAUUUGCACAAGACGCCUGUGUACCACGUCGUCAACCCGCACCAGGAACCCGAAUGGAGGGACCUGCUGGGGUGGAUUUGCGCCGCCGGUGGUGACCAGGAGGGCGGCGCGGAGGUGAGUAUCGUUCCGGCACCGGAGUGGAUCGCCCGGCUCGAGCAGGCGCUGGAGACGCAGAAUCACCCGGCACGGGCAUUGCUACAUCUGUGGAAGGGGGCGUACAGCGGCAGACGUGGCAGUGGGUCUGGACAAGUCAAUCUGCCCGAAAUGGCUGCUUAUCUACCACAGAACGAUGGCUAUCUUAGCUAUUUCCUGCUUUACACAAGCGCAUCCGCCAUGAUCCACAGCCUAUUUUGCUACCUCAAGCCGCCCACCACCUCGCUCCGCGCCUUCAGCGGGCCCCAGGCCACACUCCAGCGCAGCGGCCUGCUCGCCCGCGUCUACGGCACCAAGAAUAUCUACACGGGGCUCAUCCGCGCCUACGCCGCGUACCACAUCACCAAUGGCCCCGUGUACGACCUGGCCAUGUGCACGUUUGCCGGCGUGCUGUUCCUGUAUGUGACGGAGCUGGGCGUGUAUGGCACGGUCAGGCUGCGGGAGGCGUCGUUCCCGUUUAUUACGGCUGGGGGCGGGCUUUUGUGGAUGGGAAAUAUCAACACAGCCCUCAGUCUCUGGCCUGUGGCAUACCUCCUCAUUGUGCUGUUUGCCCUCCUGGGCAUGGCCUCAGCUAAAGACAACGCCAUGGUGUUCUACAAUGCCAACUGGGACUGCCAGAGCAAGGCGGACCAUAUCGGCUGCGGCAAUCUCGCCCCAGAGGCCUGCUGCUCCUCCCACCAUCCAUUCUGCGGGAUCGCCCUCCUGGCAAACAUGAACACGGACGCCCGUACCAUCUACUUCACUGUGGGAAGCAAAUGCGAGAUCAAUGACGACCUCCACAACUACAACCGUUGCAUCGCGCACGGCGUUUGCUGCAUACCAUUCCCUGAAGGGUUUCACGAUGACAGCAGCUGCUCAGCGUAUUGGCACGAUGGUACCCCCAGGCCUCCUGCGGAUGCCAAUAAUUCGACACAGAGAGCGUGUCAGGAUCCUAACUUCCUGGCAUAUGACGAUGAUGGCACACAGCGGAAGAUAUUCAUACCUGAUGGAAGUUUCGGAGACGUGAUGGAGUUAUAUUCUCAGAAGGACUUCGAUGCUCUUAGACGCUUUAGGGACUGGGAUGGCUGA